This is a messenger RNA of Epinephelus fuscoguttatus (brown-marbled grouper), 12307 nucleotides long. Its product is annotated as protein crumbs homolog 1-like. NCBI's taxonomy places the organism in Eukaryota, Metazoa, Chordata, Actinopteri, Perciformes, Serranidae. Bases 195 to 4586 code for a protein of 1463 amino acids. Gene Ontology annotation, biological process: establishment or maintenance of epithelial cell apical/basal polarity; heterophilic cell-cell adhesion. Gene Ontology annotation, molecular function: calcium ion binding. The record is from RefSeq and is a predicted model, not a curated record. Gene Ontology annotation, cellular component: plasma membrane; protein-containing complex. The transcript is spliced from 13 exons.
CACACUCCUAAACACACGUUCAUACACACACACACACACACACAGACGCAGAGUGCCAGUGGUAAGGCAUGCUGGUGCUGGUGCUCACUGUCAGCAGCUAACUUGGAGCGGCUGGAUGGAGUGUUGCAGUGUGCUGGACUGAGAGCGUGUUGACUGACAGUAUUGUUCUACACUGACUAGAAACUUAAGCAACAAUGGAAUUUGGAAGAGUUUGGUCCAGAUAUCAGAGGACGCUGCUGAUCACCAUGAUGAUGUUCAAACUGGGCCUACUGUGCACAGCAGCAGCAGACAAGUGUUUGUCAUCUCCCUGCAACAAUGGUGCCACAUGUCUGGACCACCUGGGUGACUAUGUGUGCCUGUGCCCCAAAGGACCAGUGUGGUACAUGGGCAAAAACUGUGAUGAGCUGUAUGAUGCCUGCAUCCUGGCACCUUGUGCCAACUGUACCAGCAAGCUUGGGACUGACGAGUUCACCUGCCACUGCCUGGACGGCUUCACAGGGCUCAACUGCACACAGGAUGUAGAUGAAUGUCAGAGCAACCCCUGCAAAGGCAUCCAGUCCUAUUGUGUUAACGGAGUCAACAGCUAUUCCUGCCACUGCCCCCUGGGCUUGGGAGGGGAGGAAUGCCAGGAUAAUAUGACCACUUGUUCAGGGGAAACAUGCCAGAAUGGUGGCACCUGUGUGGACAUCCCUGACACUGGGCACAGGUGCCAAUGUGCGGCUGGGUACGAGGGGAGGAACUGUGAGGAGAACACUGAUGAAUGCCGGUCUGAGCCCUGUCACAAUGGAGCCAUCUGUAAAGAUGGGAUUAACACCUAUCAGUGUUUCUGUGUGCCUGGAUUUCAAGGCUACCACUGUGACUUGGACAUCAACGAGUGUGCUUCCCGACCAUGUCAAAACAAUGGCACAUGUCGGGAUGAGGUGGAUCACUACAGGUGUGACUGCACUCCAGGCUUCAAAGGGAUAAAUUGUGAGGUGGAGAUCGAUGAGUGUGAGGUGCAUCCCUGCCAGAAUGGUGCCACCUGCCGAGACCAUGUCGCCAUGUACACGUGUGAGUGCAUGGCCGGCUUCCAGGGCCAAGACUGCGAGGUCAACAUUGAUGAAUGUGCCAGUAUUCCCUGUUUGAAUGAGGGCAAGUGCAUAGAUGGGGUCAACAGCUAUGAAUGUGACUGUGAGGGGACGGGCUUUGAAGGUGACCAUUGUGAAGAGGAUAUUCUUGAAUGUGCUUCUGACCCCUGCCGGCAUGGAGCCACUUGUUUGGAGGGGACCAACCAAUACCAGUGCCUCUGCUGGCCAGGUUACAAGGGAGAGAACUGCCAGCUGGAUGUAGAUGAAUGUGACCAGCAUCCCUGUGAGAAUGGUGGCCAGUGUUUCCAGCGCUCAGAUAUCUUGAACUACAGAAUGCUGCCUGAACUCAGCAAUGCCAAUUUCAGCUAUGAAGAGGCAGCUGGUUUCAUCUGCCACUGUCUGCCAGGAUUUACUGGAGACAACUGCUCAAUCAAUGUGGAUGAUUGUGAGUCUGGUCCAUGUCAGCAUGGAGGAACUUGUCACGAUCUGAUCAACUCUUACCAGUGUGUGUGUCCAGACGGCUUCACAGGUGUGCACUGUGAGGUGGACGUCAACGAGUGUGACAGCAGUCCCUGCCAGAAUGGUGCCACGUGUAAAGAUGCUGCCAACUCCUAUAGGUGUCUCUGCCCCAUGCCAGAGCCUGGCCAGGAGCCAUGGGGUGGGCAAGACUGUGACGUCCGUCUGGUCGGCUGCCAACAGCACCAGUGUCAGCAUGAAGCAGGUUGUGUCUCUGUGCUAACCGAUGAAGGAGAACACAGCUACACCUGCCUGUGUCUGUCUGGCUGGACUGGAGAACGCUGCAACACCUCCACCACCUUCUCUUUCAACUCUGAGGGCUAUGUCCACAUGCAGCUGCCUGUUUCCAAAAACAGGACAAAAAGGGAGACCAAAGACCACAAUCACGGGCUCCACAUGCAGCUCCGAUUCAAGAGCACUCUGCCUGACAUGGUGCUGUACUACCGGGGCAGCAUGGAGCACUUUGUCUCCUUGGAGCUUGUCGGAGGCUCCCUUCAAGCCAGGGUGAAGUCUGGAAAGGUACUGCAGGUUAUUUACCCUGGCCCAGUCAAUGACGGGGAAUGGCACCAGGCUACUGUCACCAUGGAUGAGAGGCUGGUUCUGGUUGUAACAGGACCUGGCUGUGAGGAAGAGUGCCUGGUGAAAAAUGAGGGCUACAACCAUCUGAUCUUCCUGCAGCCUAGCUCCUUUGAACAGCUAUAUGUUGGAGGGGCACCGCAGGAAUAUUUAGCCCAUACGUCCAGCGGAAGGGGCUUCAUUGGCUGCAUGGAAGACCUUCAAGUUGAUCACAAGUUGCUUCUACCUCAGGACCUCAUCAGAGAGGAGAACCAGGGCUUGGAAAUAGGAUGCAGCAAAAAAGAGUGGUGUCAAGAUGAUCCAUGUAUGCGGCAUGGGCAGUGCGUGGACAUGUGGGUUCGUUCCAGCUGUCGGUGUCAUCGGCCCUACUAUGGAGAGAGCUGUGAGAAAGAGUACCCAUCCUGGACCUUUGGUCAUGAGAACACCACCAGCUAUGCUGCAUUUAACAUCUCAGAUACCCAUGGAGACAACUUCACCAUCUCCUUUUUGAUGCGCUCCCUCAAACACAACGGUCUGCUGCUGCAGCUCCAUCGAGAAGGAAAGCCCUACCUUACAAUCUAUCUGAAAGAGGGCACUGUUGCUAUUUACAGCCCUCACACCACACUGCUGUCAGAGGCCAAGUUCGUCACUGACGGCAACAAUAAUUUAGUGACUGUAAAGGUACAGUAUGGCCAUGUGGUUUUCCCUAAAGCAGGGUAUCAUCGCGCCUUAGGGAACGUGAGUGUAGAGGCAGGGGAUGUGGCGUAUUUGGGAGGGCUUCCUGCAGGUAAGGGCAUAUAUGCCUGGGGUGGACAUCUCAAGGGCUGCCUGCAAGACAUUCGGCUGGACCACAAACAUCUGACCACUGAGGAUCAUCUGGAGGGGGUGGAAGUUUACCAGGCAAGGACAGAGCAGAAUGUGCUGCCAGGAUGCCAAAGUGAUGACACAUGCAAGGAUCAGCCCUGUUUCAAUGGUGGACAGUGUCAGGUUACUUGGAAUGACUUCAAGUGCGACUGUUCCAUUAACUACUCUGGCCGGCUGUGCGAGACACGUUUGUGGUGUGUUGAUAAUCCUUGUCUUGACAGAGUGCGCUGUGUGGACUUACAGGAUGGUUAUGAGUGUUUAACUGAGGCCAUUUUUCAGGACAAUGCUCUACAGUAUGUUGCCAACAGCUCCUUUCUGAGCCCUGUAACCAACAUCACCAUGGAUUUACGGACACGGGAUGAGAAUGGGAUCUUGUUGCGUGCUGAAAGCAAAGCCGAGGUCUUCUGCCUGGGUCUGCUCAACUCCUCCCUGCUGGUCAAAAUGGACAGCGGGAUGAGUGCAGAGCUGCUGGCCUUCACGAGUGACAGGGCCAUUGCAGACGGAGGGUGGCAUCACAUUCAGCUUACCAUGGUCGAUCCCACACAGUUAACGUCCCGCUGGCGCCUCACUGUAGAUGGACAGAGAGUUGGUGGCAGCUUCAGCGUUGGCGGCAACCUCAACUUCCUCAGUGACACCAAAAUAUGGCUGGCUGAGAAAUACACUGGAUGCAUAGGGGAGGUGAGAGUAGGUGGAGUCUACCUGCCACUUGUAAAUGUUCCAGAUGCCCCUCAGAUGAGCCGCUUCUCCAGACUAGGUGGGCACGAGCCAAUCAUAGGAUGCCAAGGUGCACCAAUUUGUGAUUCCCAGCCCUGCCUCAAUCAGGGUAUAUGUCAGGACCAGUUUAAUGAGUUUAACUGCAGCUGCAGUGCAGGAUGGGAGGGGAAACUGUGUGAGAUGGAGAUAAAUGAGUGUUCUUCAGGUCCAUGUGUCUAUGGUACAUGUAAAGACCUUCUGGCAGACUACCAGUGUGACUGUAAGCCUGGGUACACAGGUAAAGACUGUCAGGAUGAAGUGGAUAACUGCCUGGAGUUCAGCUGUGUGAAUGGAGGAACCUGUGUGGACACAGUGGGAGUUCACACAUGUUCAUGUCCUCCUGGCUACAUUGGCAAACGCUGCCAGUGGCGUUUCCCUCCUGUGGCGUGUGAUGAAAACACGGAGUGUCUUAAUGGAGGGGUUUGUAUUGGAGGUGACUCUGGAGGCAACUGCACCUGCAAGCCGGGAUACACAGGUGCCAGGUGUGAGACAGAAAUAGACGAGUGUGAGUCCAGCCCUUGUCGCAACGGUGCCACCUGUCUGGACAGACUCAACCAUUUCCAGUGUGUGUGUGUGCCGGGAUUCAGUGGCACACUGUGUGAGAGAAAUAAAGAGGAAUAUAAGGAGCGAGUCCCCUGGCUGGUGGUGACCAUUCCCCUGACUACACUGUGUGUGUUACUGGCCAUCGUGGUCGUGUUUUGCCUCAUCAUGACAGCACGGAAGAAGCGUCAGUCAGAGGGCACAUACAGCCCCAGCUCACAGGAGGUAGCUGGUGCCAGGCUAGAGAUGGGUAGCGUCCUUAAAGUACCCCCAGAGGAGAGGCUGAUCUAAGGCCUGCAGCCCUGCGUCACAACCUCACAUCUAGUGGAUGUAGGCCUAUGUAAAGGGCAGAGAGAACAGAUGCUCUGCAGUGUCACACUGAAGAGCCCUCCUGUCUUUCGAGGAAGUGAUGGAGGAUAAAUCUACGGCUGAUCCUCCACUUGGGAAAACUACUGACGUUAAAGUCUCACAGAUGGACAAGUUAAGACCAGAGGCUGACACUGCUUCCUUAUUACUCAGCCUGUCCUGUUGUAGAGGGUGUACCUGGAUGGCCUCAGGAGGAAAAGUCUUGAGGACAAUCUCAAGCUUGAUACCCAUGGGACUAAAGUCAUGUGAGGACCACAUGUACUAAAGAAAAGCACCCACACCUGUGGAUAUUAAGGAAUGUAUUCACAUUGACACCCUCCAUACGCUCACAUAAGAGCAAGAGCAAGUAAUUCAUCAUUUAUGGUUUAGCAAAGCAAAAUAUUCAAAACCUUCCUCUGCAGAUUCCACUGCAGAUUCUGUUUUGCAUGAUGGUAGAAAGAGGCAUGUGUAGAGGGAGUUUAAUUUGCAUGGGUAUAAAUUGCAUAAUAUUAUCAGGGGUACCCUUUCAUCAUCUACAUACUCCUUAUAGUAGCAUUACAUUGCAUUUGCAAGGGGAUGUCUGUCUUAUAGUGAGAUUUUUUUUAGAAACAGGCACUAGUUUCAAAUCCUGACUUUAUCUUGUUAGAGGUCCCUUGGUAUUGCUAAUCCUGCAUGACUCUUUUGCCAUAAUGGUUUUUAAUGCCUGAUUUCUGCUUUUUUUCCCCUCUCCUUCUAGAGUAAAUCUCUUUUUUAUCAGUCUUAAAAAUUGGAAGCAGCAGUUGCAAUAUUAGUUGAAGAAGGAAUGUAUUUUCAAUUUAAACCUCAUCUUUUCCUUUGCUGAAUCAAAAAUUUUGAAUUUGCACAAAAUUUCCUUGAUCACUGGUAAUUUAAGAUGCUUUAUAUAUUUAGAAUAAUUCUUGUCCCAUGUCAAAGGAGCAUUCUUAAGUGAAAGGCAGUACUCUUCCAUCAUGUAUCUUUAGGGUUUUAUGCAUUCAAUUACUAAGUAGGCUAAUUUCAUUUUAUUUAAUCUGCUGUGGUGUGUGAAUGAAAAAAUGCAGAAAGAUCAUACAAUGAAACAUGACCCCAGAACUGAAUGUGCGGAUGGGCACAGGCUGUUCUCAUGAACUGCUGGUGCAUAUUCCAAUGAAAAGUAAUGCACCAAAAUUCGUACAUAUCCCAUGUAAUGUGAGCAGUAACUCGUGCAUAAUUCAUGUAUUUUGGAAGGCUGUGAUCACAUGACCAAUGCUCUGACAGGAGUAAAGAAGGAAACUGUCUGGACCGGUCCAGUUAAGAGGCAGGUUGGGAUGGUGGGUGAGUUACAAAACACUGGACUUUCCCUCCCAAGGACUGUGUAAGCUUUGAGUCAACUUUGAGUUAUUUUAAGGUAUGUCCUCAUCAUGUUUCUUUUCCUAAACAUAACCAAUGUAAUAUUACAUUUUUUAUGUAAGUUAAUGUUAAGGACGUAAUGUCAUUUGUGGGGUCCUAAUUCAUAGGAUAUCAUAUAUACCUUUAUAUGAGGACAUAUUGAUGGACAUCACUGGAACCUCUGCAGGAGUCAAACACUGUUAUCUAACUAUUUGCUGUAUUACGUUGUCAAAGUCUAAACCACACUGCCCCUUCUUUGUCACUGUGCAAGUAUGCUCUGAGUAUUUCAGCCAUGUCUUUGUGUUGUGUAUAAUGUGCUGCAAAAGUUCAGGUCACUGUAUUUUCCUUUUUUGUUAUGUUUUCAAGAGGAAUAGUAUUUAUUGUAGGUGUCUUAUUGCUGAGGUCUAAGGUGUCAUAUUAGUUUUUGUGGACAGAAAUACUUCAGAUGUCAGAAGAGUUUUUUUCAAAGAAUGUAUUGUAGGUACUGUGUGUAGGAUUUAGUGGGAUAUAUCGGCAUAAAUAGAAUAUAUGUUUCAUAACUAUGUUUUCAUAAGUGUAUAAUCACCUGAAACUAAAAACUGUUGUGUUCUCCCAACCUGGUCUCACUCGGAAGUAGUCGAAUACUGGCGCUUGGUCAGUGACCUCCCACGUCAGACACCAACGAAAUAAGCCACCCUUUCACAUCGACAUGAUACAGUCGCUGUUAUUGUUUAACAGAGGCUGGCGGCGUCAGGGGGAAACACAGUGGGACAGCAACAAAAGUGUUCUUUUGUUGCCUAAACCCAACCAUGUGCGUGUGUUGGCUAAAUGUAACCAUGUGUGUUUGUUGCUGAAGAAAAAAACAUCAGUCUGUGGUGUUGUACCGAUGGAGUACAUUUGUUUUGAAAGACACCGUAUGAAAACUGUACAUUUCCUGUGAAAACAGAAGUGUAUUUUGAAAACAGACAAUGCAUGUAACAGGCUAAAGUUGACACAGUGUCCCAGAACAUCAACAACCCACGCACCCAGGGUACCUUGCAUGUCAUAUCUCGAAGUGGAAAGUCCAUGACCAAAUGUCAAUAUGUGAUGAGGCCAGAAUGAGAAUGUGUUGGGUUUCUUUACCUUACAAUGAGCAGUUUAUAUUUACAUAGGUAGCAGGUCUUCUUCCAUGAAGUCCGCCAUGUUGUUUCUACAGUAGCCCAGAAUGGACAAACCAAACACUGGCUCUAAAUAGUGCUAUUCACAUUUUUGCGUCAGUCACUGUAGUUCUUCUAAAAGCAUGGCACACAGGAGAGGUUUUGGUGGGUUGCAAUCUGCAACUUCACUGCUAGAUGCUACUAAAUCUUACACACUUGACCUUUAAAGGAACAAUUCAACAAUUUCAGAAUUCCACUCAUUCAGUUUCUUUCCCAGAGUGAGAUGAAAGGAUAAAAGUCCGGAGCUGGAGAAAUUAGCUUAGCUAAGCAUAAAUACUUAGGGGGGAGACCAGCUAGCUUUUCUCUAUCCAAAAUUCAAAAAUAUUCCCAUCAACAACCUGAGUGCUCACUAAUUAACACGUCAUAAUCUCAUUUUUUUAAAUUCCUUGCAGAAACAGUGAUCCAUACAAAAAUGUAAAAAUAAGAGUUGAUAAUUGUAGGGUGAGAACUGGAACUGCUUACUGGCAAACAGCUAGAGGCAGUGAUUGUGCACAGUGCACAGUGAGGUAGCCAGGUUUUGUAUGAUGAUGCCAGUACAGAGGCCAGAACAUCACAGAUUGUUGUUGCUAACUCACGCACGCUAGUGACACUGCACAGAACACUGGAUGGAUGGACUGAUUGUUGUUUACCAUUAAAUAGUUCCAUCACCAAAUCCCAAAACCACCAAGUUCUCAUUUUUCCACUCCUGUUCAUGUACAGAUAAAACAAAAAAAGAAACAAUGUCUUAAUUAGUGAAUUUUGAAGGUGUUCAUAGCCAUAUCAUAUUUUUCACUUUGGAAGGAGCAAGGUGAGCUGUUUUCCUUUGCUUCCAGUCUUAAUACCAGGCUAGGCUAACCACACCCUAACCCCAACUAGAUAUCCAUCUUUUUGUCUGAUUGUCAGGCAGAGAGCAAAAAAGUGUAUCUUUCCAGAUUUUCACUUUAAGUUGUCAUAUCAAUAAAACAUUGUCAAGUUGCAUUUCCUUUCUAUAAUCCCACAGAGUGGCUUCAGACAAACCUGUGUUCUAACUUUAGGGUAAUGUUCCACAUAUACUUAUCAUUAUACUUUGAUGCCAGUGUACUCACAUUUAUACUCCAGAAGGUCCCACUGCUCAUUUGCCUUUCACUCUGUACUCAGCACUGUUGCUAACUUUAUGAAACCACUUAACCAGGAUGCUUUUACAGGUAACUAAAGGUGCUGAUAACCCAGACUGACAAACUGUAACGGUUUUAUGGUAACAGAUAAGUGACAUGCAAGUCACAGGUGAAAAUGAAUUAGAGAGACACCGGUCAUUACCAGUGAAUGUAGUAUUAAAUGUAACUUUAAAGGGGUAAUAUGUAUGACUUUCAUCAUGAUCUGUGGAGUUGUAGGUAGCAUUGGUGUCAAUGACCAAUAACAAUUACUUUAUAGUUUGUAGUUUAGUUUGACUUUCUUGUAUCUGAUCGAGUACAAUUGACCCAAUAUUGGUCAAAUGUAGCUGAAUAUGUUUAUGGCCGAAGGUACUGUAUGUGGACACCCCUGUUUUUCAGUGUUUGGUCCAAGCGCCUGAUUUCUAAUAAAGGGAAUUCUUAAUGCUGCAGUAGUUUCUGUUUGGGAUAUAUGAAUCCCCUGUGGCUCAGAGGGUAGUGCAGGUCAACCAUCAACUGGAAGUUUGGCGAUUCAGUCCCCAGCUCCUCCAGUCUGCAUGUCAAAGUAUCCUUUGGCAAGAUACUGAACCCCAGCUUGCUUCCAGUCAGUGUGUGAAUGCAUAAUGAAUGUUUAAGCUGGGUAGCAGGUAGCACCUUACCAGGUAAGGUGCAUGUGACAUGUAGUGUUAAAGUGCUUUGAGUGGUCAGAAGACUAGAAAGACAUUAUACAAGUGCAGGUUAAUUUAUCUUUUACCAUUUACAUGCCUCAGUUCACACAGUUAGCUCCAGAAAGAAAUUAUUUUCCCAAUUUGGGGUGAAGGAACGUAAAUGACCUGCAAAGAGCCCUGACUUUAACCCCAUCUGACACCUUUGGGAUGAACUGGAACACCGACUGUGAGUUAGACCUGAUCACCUGAGAUCAAUGUUGGACCUCACUAAUACCCUUGUGGCCAAAUGGGAGCAAAUCCCUGCAGCCAGGUUCACCAUGGUGAAAAGCCUAAAACCAGAAGAGUAGAGGCUGUUAAAGCAGCAGAUCCGUGCCCAUGGUUUUUGAAUGAGAUUUUCAGCAGUUAGGUAUAGGUGUAAUGAUGUCCACAUACUUCUGGCCAUGAAUUGUAUGUAUACAUUAUCAAGGUGUAAAUAGUUAAGAAAUACACUAGAGGCCUUCCAAAAUGGACCCAUGGAAACCCUCCCUGGACAUGCAUCAAUACAUUUUUGAAAAAAAAAAAAAAGACACAGUGUCACUGUUGGACUGUGUCUAAAUAUUUUCUCUCACUGUGAUUAUGACAUAUUGGCACUAAUCCAAGUCGAGUGGCAAUAAAAUGAAAGCCUUCCCAAAUAGGCUAUGGCAGUACCUUUUUUUUCAUACCUUGAUACCUUCCUGAAAUUUCACUGAGGUACACAGUAUAUGACAGUAUUAGCAUGCUACUCAACAUCCAUCUCACCUUCAGCCUCCCACCUGCCGAGUUUGCUGCCUUCUGAAAGCCAUGCUAGUAAUGAACAAUACAAACUCACUAAAUGAUGAGAAAGUUAAUAUUGUUACAUAUAUAUUCCUUAUUUAACAGAAAAUCAACCUUCUGAAUUCAAGUUUCUCUCUUUCUCUGAAAUGAGACUAGUGUUAACUCAUCCUAAAACACAUUUCAUUCAUCCUAAAACACAUUUCAUUCAAACUGGACAGAAACAAAAUAAAACUUACCAAAACUGCCUCAGUUAGUCUUAGUAGUUGUCUAGUUAGUUAGUCCGCUGUUCCAACAUUCAGUAAAUCUGGUUUGGUCAAAAUAAAUCCCCAAUUCACAGAGUUAGAUGUGAAAAUAUGUUGCUUUUCCAUAUGGUCUCUCUCUACUGUUGCAGGCUAGAUUCCACAGUCUGGAAAUGUUAUUCCCAUCACUCGGAGUCACAGUGUCUGUCAUUUCAGCUUCUCAUUCCCAACUCAUCAAAUACUUCUGCUUGGUCAGUGAUUUUGGUGUCAGACACCGACACCAAAAGCCACCUUUCGGGGCAGUAUGAUACGCUGCUGGCCUGCCAGACAGCACCUGUCAUGGCAGUACUAUACAAGUACAGGCAGCGUCAGUUAAUGACGUGGCCAGACAGCACCUGUCGCAGUGGUAUGAUACGCCACUGGAUGGUGUCAGCUUGAAACACUGCCAGUAACAAAGUAGUAUAAGGAGCUGAAAGAUCCCUAUGGGGUGGGCAGCACGAGUAUUGGAUGGGUCCAAAAAACCCCAGACUUCCACCCAGGAGCCUGCUGUUCGCUGGGUCCAUGUCAUUGGUCUGACAGCCCAUUGGUCCGACAUCCCAUUAGUCCGACAGUCCGCCGUGCUGAACGGCUCCCGGCGGGCGUAUUUCUGCCUUGAUGGUGCGCCACAACCGGCUCUGGGUCAGCUGGGAAAGGCUUGAGGCAAAGCAGGCUCACGGCUUAUGUGUUUGUCACUUUCUUUUUCAUUUUAACCCACACCAUGAUCUUUUCCUAACCCUAACCAAGUGUUUUUUGUGCCUAAACCUAACCAGACCUUAACCACAGGGCAUCAUGAUGAUUUCGGAACAACGGGACUUCGGAACAAUGGGUUUAAUAUGUUCGGAACAAUGGGAUGUCAGACCAAUGGGCUGUCGGACCAAUGGGCAGUUCCCCUGUUCGCUUACCAUGUGAAUGUAGAUCCAAACCAUGAUGUUUCUUUCUAAACCUAACCUUGUGCUUUUGUUGUACAAGGAAAUAAACAUAAAUAUGAGGUGUUUUACAGACAUUGUAAGAUUAUUUUGAAACUGUAUGCAUCUAACGAUUAGAAACUGUACAUUUCCUGUGAAAAUGGAAGUAUAUUUAGAAAAGGCAUAAUGCAUUUAAAAAAAUGACAUGCCGUCCUGCAGUGUCAACAACAAAUGUAGGAGGACACCUAUUGUAUAGACCUGAAUGGCACUGACAAGGUAGUGAUAUUUAACGAGUUGGGAUGAGAACAGGUUGGCCUGUGCCACCAGUGGAGGCUAGAGACUGACUUCUGAUGGCCCAUCAUGUGCAGUACAUACAAUGAGUUUAAUAGAUAGAGGAGCAUCUGUAUUUUUGAUGGUAUUGAAAAUCAUACUGUCAGGAAUUCUUAAUACCCUGAUAUGUAUGAGUAUGUAUGACUUUAUGAGUACGAGGAUGCAGGGUUGUUAUGCUACUGACUACCUGUAGGGUUUGAUAAAGUUCAGAAAUCACUUAAUGCUCCUUUAAAAUAACUGCAGGGAACAUAGGGGUGUGUGCAUGAUGAGAUGACAGUAUGUGCCUUUACGUUCUCCUGCAUUCAUGAAACAAGAAUCCUGUGGUCUGUUUUUAUGUUAGUUAUUCAGACAGAUGAAAGCCUUUGUGUAGUGUUUAGAAGGAUCCAAAGGAAGGGCAGAGAGAAGUAUACAGGGUAGCAGCUCCGCUCAAACAUUCAAAUGUCAAAAGCAUUACAGUUUUGUAAAGACUUGCAGUACAGUGAUGUGACUUAACAACAGAACAUAUACAGUACAGGAUGGAUAGGUAUCCCAGCUAUGUGCAGAACGGUAGUGAUUUUACACUGGAGAUGUUUUUACUAAAGCUGUACCGUGUACAGCACACUGUAGACCAGACAUCAGGAGUUCUAUUCCAGUAAACAGGAUCCACUUUGUGAGUGACACCAAUGGGUCAACCCAGGACUUAUACUGCAAUUCACCUACUAGAUACCUGUUGUUGUUUUUUUAAGUUAGUGUCUCUUUUUUUGUACUCAGAACACUUGUCUAUAUGAGGAGGAUUUUGUUUAUGGUAAUGUUUUGCAUUUAGUGGAAAAUGACUUUAAUUGGAAUCAAAAUUGGCAUGUAUGAAAUGUGUCUUAAACAGUGUUCAAGGAAAAAUUAAACAUUUCAUUUUGUAAAAACUGUUUUUUUUUUAAAUGUUUUACUUUGUUUUCCCAUUAUCAACAGUAAAGUAAAAAGACUGUAUACACACUUAAACAAGGUACAAAAAAAACUGGUGUCCCCAUAAAAGAUAAAUGGAAUGACAAAAUCCUCUUGUAUGCGCAGUUUAGAA